ACUUUUAAAAUGUGAAUUCAGCAGUUUUAAGAAAUUUUAUGAGUUUGGAACAUAACGUUAAGUGGCCCCCACUUCCCCAGCAUCUUGGGGACUCUCUAAUAAAUAGAGAUCCUUCAUUUAUUCAAGCACAAAAUGGAGCGCAAAGAGGUGGACGCCCAACAAUUUAUUGACCAUGAUCAUACUUUGCUCGCCUCGGAUCUCAUGCGAGACCCAAACAAUUUCAUUAUGGAUCUAAUAGACACAGGCGUCUUCCCUAAAUCCGAAGGACCCACGAAUUUAAGCACCACAAGACCAAACGCUGCUGGAGGAAUUGUUACCUCCGAUCAAGGCAAUGUUACGGGUGACUCUUUAACUCCGGAUAUGAAUUUCCAUAAUUCCAUAUUUCAAUUUGUCAACAAACAUGUGGAGGAUGAUGUGGUGGCAAGAGCACCCUUGGAUCAGGGGGAACAACCUGCAUUUCCCGCUUUGGUCAUAGAACCCACUGUGCCAAUCGAUGAUGAUCUGUUGUAUAGUAAUGCCGCUGCCGCACAUGCCACAAAUGCCCGCAAGGUGUUGCCCCACAAGAAGCGUAUAUCACGCAAACUUAAGGGCAACAUUGAAUCGGAUAUUAUGGAGCACGAACUGCAUCAUCACCAACAUCAGGAGCAACAGCAGCAGCAACUUAAACCCAUUUCAGUUGGGGAAACAAUUCCAACAGCCAUGUACAGCUGUGAGAUAUGCGGCUAUGCUGUUCACACUCAACUGGAUUUCUUUGCCCAUCUCAAGGCCCACUAUGAACCGCCGACGACUAUGCAACAGAGUUUGCAUACAGGACAGGAACAGGAGCAAUUGCCAACCCAGCAACAGCAAAAGGAACCACUGGAUAUGUGUGGUCUAUCCGUGGAGGAUAAGCAGGAGCAGGCCAAAUUGGUUCAGGUUUUCCAUGAUGUUCAAUUGAAUUUUGAGAAUUUCCACAAUAUGCAUCACACUCAUCAUGUCGAUGAUGUCGAUGACGAUGUGGGCGGUGUCAAUAUGGUUAUCCAUGGUGGCAAUGAAUCAGCUGUUAAAGCUCCUCCGAUUGUCUCCUCCAAUGCUGUCACUCACGAUGUGGCUGUCGAUGAUGUGGAAUUCAGCGAUACGGAGGAUAUGCUUGAAGGCAUACGCAAUGUCGUGGAUAAGGUAUCCAUCGAGGACACCUGUGAUGAGCUAGUGGAUUUGGAAUUGGCCUCAAGUGGCAUGCGUCCAACGUGGUUCAACAAUAAUUUCAGUGAUAUUGCCUUUUCGGGGCUAUUACUGCCAGGUGAACCACCGCCACCAGCACCACCAUCAACACAGGCGCCACCACAGGAAGUGUCAACAGCCGAACCUCCAACCCCACUACCAUCAGCUUUUCAACCGCAGACAACGAUUCCUCCAACUGUAGAAACAUUUGAACAGAAUUUGAAUGAGGUGACAAAAUCACCUCCCCCAUUGUCGACCUGCUGUACUCCACCCCCACCAGUAGCACCGCCAGCUCCACCACUUACACACACAAAUGGUUCGUCCAUUGAGCAAUUGCAAAGAUCACCCCAUGUGCUUAAUGAACCAUUGAAACUGGAGGACGAAGAAUUCCUGGACAGUACGCCCGACUCACCCUACAAUGAGAACUGGGAAGAUGCCAACAGCAUUGAGCCCAAUGAGAUGGAUCCCAUUCCCGAAGACGACAAUGAUCCAGCAUCGAAAUCGAGAAGGAAAUAUUAUUGUGCGAAAUGUGUGAGAAAUUUCAAUUCAUACAAUGCCCUGAAAUAUCAUCAAUUUACGCACAAUGAACAACGGACACACAAGUGCGGCACCUGCGACAGAUCCUUCUACACUCAGAGUGCCCUCAAUGCACAUGAAAAGAGACAUUCUGAUGACAAGCCAUUCAAGUGCGAGCACUGCGAUCACAGAUGUCGUCUGUGGGGUGAUUUGAAAUAUCAUGUAAUUUCCCGACACAGUGAUCUCAAGGCCCAUAUGUGCGAAUUUUGUGGCAAAAAUUUCUCUCGUCGAUAUUCGCUAGUUCUUCAUCGUCGCAUCCAUACAAGUGAGCGGAAUUAUGCCUGCGAGUAUUGCGAUAAGACCUUUCGAGCCAGUUCGUAUCUACUAAGUCACAUCAAGGUCCAUACGGGCGAAAGACCACACAAGUGCACAGUUUGCGAGAAAACGUUUCGCGUGUCCGGAGAUCUGAAGCGACAUUCACGUAUCCAUGAUCCAGUGCGAAAGGCUCAAAUAGCUGUUACGAGGCGCUUGAAAAAGAACACAAAGAAACAAUCAAAAUUGAAACAAAUCGAGGAUGAGGAUGAUGUUGUGGACACGCAUAAUAAUAAUAAGUCUGAGGCCAUUUGCUGCGAUGAAUCGGAGCAGGAAAUAUUGGGCUUAUAGCCAGAUAGUCCCUGAUAUUGUAGAAAAUGUGCCAAGGUUUCCUUUUAAAAUUAGUAUUUAGUAAUUUUUUGUACAACAAGAUUAAUCUAGAUAAAAAAAAAACACAACGAUCCCAAAAACAAUU
Drosophila willistoni is the source of this 2503-nucleotide messenger RNA. RefSeq lists its product as uncharacterized. Lineage: Eukaryota; Metazoa; Arthropoda; Insecta; Diptera; Drosophilidae. Gene Ontology annotation, cellular component: nucleus. The coding region runs from base 133 to 2379 and encodes 748 amino acids. The record is from RefSeq and is a predicted model, not a curated record. The transcript has 4 exons.